Asterias rubens (European starfish) is the source of this 1161-nucleotide messenger RNA. Its product is annotated as cholecystokinin receptor type A-like. Lineage: Eukaryota; Metazoa; Echinodermata; Asteroidea; Forcipulatida; Asteriidae. Gene Ontology annotation, molecular function: G protein-coupled peptide receptor activity. Gene Ontology annotation, cellular component: membrane. The transcript has a single exon. Gene Ontology annotation, biological process: neuropeptide signaling pathway. The record is from RefSeq and is a predicted model, not a curated record. The coding region runs from base 1 to 1161 and encodes 386 amino acids.
AUGGACAACGCUUCAUCAUCAUCGUACGUGGACGAAGUACCGACAUCGGCUCCUGCGGUAUUCGAUAAAAAUCUGAAAUUCACUCUUCGGAUUGCCAUCCAUACCUUAGUCAUGAUAUUAGGAGUGCCCGGUAACAGUUUGAUCCUCCUGGUGUACAAGAACAAGAGACAGAAAACAAGCACACACAUCUUCAUCAUGACUCUGGCUAUGGCUGAUCUAUCCGUCUGCCUGAUGAGGGUGUUGGACAUAGUGUAUGAGUAUUGCCGUGUGAUAGGUACCACAGAAUACAUCAAGGCUAUAAAUCUACUUCGGCCUUUAGAGUAUACUGCAGUCGGUACCACCAUCAUAAUCACGGCUCUGAUAGCAGCCGACCGCUACGACUCCGUGUGCCGUCCGCUGAGGCGCUUCUUCGGCCGAAGACGGGCUAAGAUUGCAGCAUUAGCGUCACUGGUGACUUCGCUGACCGUCAAUAUCCCUGCAUUGAUUGAAGUGAUUAUAGACUCAAGCGGUCAACUUUUGAUAGUGUUAGUCCUUGCGUUUCAGCUUAUUGCCUACUUGAUAAACGUCAUUCUGAUUAUCGUCUGCUACAGGUUGGUUCACAUCACCAUUCGCAAACAUGUAAAAGUUGGUAUUGCAUCCUUGUCAAUGGCAGGAAGAGCAAGAAGUGUUGCAUCAGCCUCAACCCCAAAUAACACCAACAGACUGCCGCCCAUCAAUCAGCUAGGUUCAAGUACAUCUGCUGAUGAGACCGGUACCAACAGCGGCAGGGAACACAACAUUGCGUCCAUAUCAAGCCGGUGUGCUCGCAUAUCACCGUCCGAGGCAAACGCAAAACCUAAGACAUUCGGAAACAAACUGGGUCUCCGAGUCAUGCCGAAAGAACGCGCUCCGGCCUCUGUACUGCAGCGUAAAACGACAAGGAUGCUCUUCAUUACGAGCGUGGUGUUUUUGCUAACGUGGUUGGCCUACUGGAUCUUUGUCGGCAAGGUGGUGGCCAGACUAUUGGGGGUCGGAAUCGAUCCAAUAUUCAACGCAGUAACAGACGAGGCGAGAAGUUUAGUGUACGUAAAUAACGUGUUCAACCCGUUGAUAUACGGGUUCUCCAAUUCACGGUUCAGGAAGGACUGCCAGGUCAUUCUCCGCAAGAUGAAAUGUUGUUAA